GCCUGCAUUUCUGCGACCAGUCGGCAGUGUGGGUAGUCUGUGAGGGGAAGCUUACCAUUUUUGAUAAACAAACCGCUUGUUUGGUUGCAGGUCGCCUCUUACCAGUCUGUGCAGCUCGAGACCAAAAAGAAUGUAACACGUUCGAUGUCUUGCGUGCGAUUUUAUACCAGCUCUCGCUAGCUAGUCAGCCUUUAACUUUAACACGUUUCCUUCAGAAGUUACAAAUAAGAAACGAAUGUUAUUUUCAUCAUACGACCAGCUAGCUAACGGCAACUAUCUAGCUACGUGACGGCGACCAAUUUUUAGGUAACCUUCGAUACAAGUAUUUUUAAAGCUGCCAAGACAGAUUAUAAAGCGAAUAGAUUGUUUUAAGUUCAGAUGAUUGGUUGUCAUCAACACUGGACAUUAUCGUGUAACGUUUGCUGGAUACAGUUAAUAGAUCAAGCCAGAAACGGCGAGCUAACAUUGCCUGCUAUACUAGUUGUUCUUUCACUUUUAGUGCAUUGGUAGAUCGAUUAACAGAAGCAACGAAGUUUGUAGAUUACCAGCCAUUUCUGCCCGAGAACAACUUGUUUAUUGAACUGCCUGAGAGAUUGGCUCACUAGCCGGCUAGCUGGCUAACCACUCAGUCGAAGGAACUUGACAAGAGGUAGCUAGCUAACGUUGACAGUUUACCAGACGAGGCAUCUAGUCUGUCAUUAUUUUGACCUGUUUAGAUUUAGCGGCAGUGAUCAAAUACUCUUAAACCUAGUCCAAAUAAGUUACUUUGGAACAAUAAUAUUCAACACAGAUUGAACUUGAAUCUUCAGUAUUUCCAUUUCCAGGCAAAUAAGCUUGUCUUUUCUAUCUUCCAAUUCGCCAAAUUUCCAGUCAUCAAGCUAAGGCUGUGUAGCGCAGUGGUCAGGUUUUGGUAACACCGUAGGCAUAAUAGUUGAAUGGGAAUACGUCUUGGAAAUAAGGGCAUUCCCGUAGCAGUCACUUCAAACCAGCAGAAGCUCCUGGAGAGGCUAGUCAGCUAGCCCAUUAGCUGCUUAAUUUGACCGUGUUUUUUAUUAUAAGCUGAAGCAACACAUUGAAAGCCCUGCUUGGUUGACUUCAGACAGUACCUCAAAGCGUACAUCUAUCACUUGUCACUGUGUGGCAGAAAUAACAGGAAACGUUUUAUUUGUAAUCCCCUCCAAGCGGAAACAGAGUGGAGAAAAAGCACAGUUGUUUUCUCAAUUCUGACCCGGAUUGUGAUAUUAUCGGUGUUAUUGUUGAAAAUGGCGGCGAUUGGAAUGGUGCAGAUGUUGAUCGAAGCUGCAGAAUACCUUGAUCGCAGAGAAAGAGAAGCAGAGCACGGUUAUGCAUCGAUGUUACCCUUCACCAGCAACAAAGAGAGGGACAAUCUAAAGCGGAAAAAUAAAAGCAAGAAAAACUCCAACAGCAGAUCUUCACAUAACGAGAUGGAGAAGAACAGGCGGGCACACUUACGGCUGUGUUUGGAGCGCUUAAAAUCCCUCGUACCUCUGGGACCAGACUCCAGCAGGCAUACCACUCUCAGCCUGCUAAUGAAGGCCAAGGAACACAUAAAGCGGUUGGAGGAGGGCGAUCGAAAGGCUCAGCACGCAAUCAAGGACCUGGAGCGGGAGCAGCGGCACCUGAGACGCCGACUGGAGCAGCUGGGCGUGGAGCGCACGCGCAUGGACAGCAUGGGCUCCACCGUGUCCUCCGACAAGUCCGACUCCGACCAGGAGGAUCUUGACGUGGACGUGGACGUGGACGUGGACGUAGAGGAUGUGGAAGACGUGGAUGUGGAGGACGUGGAGGAGGGCACGGACUGCCUGUUGGGCGACCUGGAGUGGAGCAGCUCCAGCGUGAGCGACUGGGACGAGCGGGCCAGCUGGCGCAGCGGCGGCAGCACCGACGAGGGCUACUCCAGCGCCAGCCUGCGCCGCCUCAUGCCCCCCAGUACCUCCGCCACUGCUACUGCUCAGGAGAACCAGCCCAGCCCCAAGACUAGCCCCGUGCUCCGCCGCCUUUAGGGGUGGGGCAGAGCAUCUCUGAUGCCCGCUGUCCGCCCCCCACCUUCCUAGCUCUCCCAGCUCCAGCCCACAUCGCACCCCACACAUACGCACACACCUUCCCUUCUCUCUGUCUGUUUUUUCUCCGUCACCCCUUUGUCGUGCACUUCACUGUCUCUCAGCUUCACUCGGCCCUUACAGCUGCAGCCAGCGCAAUCCACGAGUCAGUCGGUGAGUCGAGGUAAACCCCUCCCCCUCCACCACGUCCCUUCUACAUGCCCAUGAUGUGUUCCCUGUGGUCAGCACAACGCACUCCGUCAAGAGCCCUCAUCUCCAUCUCAUGUGAGAUGUUGUUUUUUUGUUGCCUCUGUCCAUUGCAGCUUUUACAGGCUCUGGGUCAGUUAGGAUGAUUUGAAGAUGGAGCUCGUCCUUCACUCUUAUUUUUUGCCCCUGCCCACCUACCCAGCAAGUCAGCCACGACUGUUAUUCUGUAUCUCCGCAGCUUGACCUCUUGCCCCCCCCCCCCCCC
Molecule: messenger RNA, 2532 nt
Organism: Engraulis encrasicolus (European anchovy)
Lineage: Eukaryota; Metazoa; Chordata; Actinopteri; Clupeiformes; Engraulidae
Gene: mxd1
Product: MAX dimerization protein 1
Exons: 6
Coding region: 1263-2024 (253 amino acids)
Biological process (GO): negative regulation of transcription by RNA polymerase II
Molecular function (GO): protein dimerization activity; RNA polymerase II cis-regulatory region sequence-specific DNA binding; DNA-binding transcription factor activity, RNA polymerase II-specific
Source: RefSeq, a predicted model, not a curated record